CCGGAAGUUUACAACUCGUUGCCGUUAGCUUGAUAGCACAGUGUAAACUGCCCUUGACUGACCCACGUGAGGUAGUUUAGCUGCUUAGAAACAGGGUAAACCGGCAGCUUGGUUUCUACAUUAACCAGCCAACACCAAAGAGACUCUUCGGACAUAUAUUAGUUCCAGUCUGAUGUUCUUUAUCUCACACUCUUGGCUAAAAUGUCAGGUAACAGUAGGUCUCUGUUAUUGUUAAUGCAGCGGUGUGUCGCAGUUAGACAGGUAGCUCUGUCAGCGGGGAUCAAAACAAGAAGCAGCGUUUUAACAGGCAGGUUCAUCCAGCAGAGAUCAUUGUCAUCAUUAUCACCCAGGGCUGUGUGUCUGCAGAGGCUGUGUGAGCUUCCGUCUGCAGUGAGGAACAGCCAGGUCAGCUUCUGUUCAAAGACAGGAGCAUCAUGCGAAGACGAAUACCCUCCACUGCCAGCCUACCAGUCUGAUCCAGAACCAGAGCAGAAGGAGGUGUACAUCGUGCAGUUGAAAGGCCUCCCAUGGUCGUGUUCAACUCAGGACAUCCUGCAAUUCUUCUCAGACUGUAGAAUCCGUGAUGGAGAGAAAGGGAUCCAUCUCACUGUGGACCGGUCGGGGAGGCCGACAGGCAGAGCCUUCAUGGAGAUGGAGCACGAGGAGGACGUCAGGAAAGCUCUGGAGAAGCACCGGCAGUACCUCGGUCCACGCUACGUUGAAGUGUAUGAAGUGACGAACAAGGAUGCAGAAGAGAUCCUGAAGAAAGUUGUCCGGACUCCAGCUAAUGACGGGGUGGUCCGGGUCAGAGGUCUCCCCUUCAGCUGCAUGGAGGGCGACAUUGAACAGUUCUUCUCAGGUUUGGAUAUCCUGCAGAAUGGAAUCACUCUGGUCAUAGACAACAGAGGGAGAAAGACUGGUGAGGGCUAUGUGCAGUUUGCGUCUCAAGAAGUAGCCAAUGAAGCUCUGCAGAGACACAAAGAGCUCAUCGGGAACAGAUACAUCGAGGUGUUUCCCAGCAGGAGUGAUGAGAUUAGUGCCGUACGGGGGAAGAAGAAGAGUGCAGUUACUUCUCAGACCGUCUCUCAGACGUCUAACAGGACUGGACCCCCUCUUCAUUUCGUCCAUGCACGAGGUCUUCCCUUCCAGGUUUCUGUAGAAGAAAUCAUAAAGUUCUUCUCUCCUUUCGUCGUCUCAAAGAUCCAGAUCGAAUGCGGGCGUGACGGGGGGUUUCUGGGAGAGGCUGACGUUUACUUCGGCUGCCAUCAGGAGGCCAUGGAUGCCAUGAGCAAAAACAGACAGCACAUAGGAGAAAGAUACAUCGAGUUAUUCCUGAACUCUGAACCAGAUUGUGAUGCAAGGUAAAUGUCAACAUGAAGAAAGAUAACAUCUAUUUAUUUACCUGCCUGUCAUACUGAAAAUCAAACAACAAUAAACAGUAUCAAAGGAAAUGCUUCCUUCCUGCCUCUAUCCAAC
Messenger RNA from Notolabrus celidotus (New Zealand spotty), 1476 nucleotides. RefSeq names its product G-rich RNA sequence binding factor 1 (gene grsf1). NCBI's taxonomy places the organism in Eukaryota, Metazoa, Chordata, Actinopteri, Labriformes, Labridae. The record is from RefSeq and is a predicted model, not a curated record. Gene Ontology annotation, cellular component: ribonucleoprotein complex. The transcript is spliced from 10 exons. Gene Ontology annotation, molecular function: RNA binding. Bases 202 to 1365 code for a protein of 387 amino acids.